Biomphalaria glabrata is the source of this 2416-nucleotide messenger RNA. Its product is annotated as estradiol 17-beta-dehydrogenase 8-like. NCBI's taxonomy places the organism in Eukaryota, Metazoa, Mollusca, Gastropoda, Planorbidae. Gene Ontology annotation, molecular function: oxidoreductase activity, acting on the CH-OH group of donors, NAD or NADP as acceptor. The record is from RefSeq and is a predicted model, not a curated record. The transcript has 8 exons. Bases 443 to 1213 code for a protein of 256 amino acids.
CAUGGUUGUAGAUUUUGUCGAUUUUAUGUGACAUCAUGUUAUAUCUCAAUUAACUCAACACCAAACAAGAGAAAGAGAAGUUGAUUUUGCAUGUGUAUUCUCACAAACAAUAUUUCAGUGAAAGAUUUGUGGUAUUUCGUGAUUUGAUGAAUGAAAUACAUCUUUUCGAAAAUCCAUUUAAGCCUGAUGUGUCCUGACAAAACUGCUACUGGAACUGAUUGACUUACAAAGCCAGACAUCCCUGCUUGACAAUUUUCAAGUGAUUCAGACAUUUGAUUUCUAUGCUGUGUUGCAGAAACUUUUUCAAAUCUCAAAAAACCAGCUUAAGGGAAAUAAACAAUUUUUAAUAGCACUUAUUUGUUUGAACAAACUUUCCCAGUGAUAAAACCUAAUCACCUAACAUGCAAACAUCUAGAUUCAAUGCUCCGACUUGGUUUCAUCUAUGCAGCUUCAUAUUCAGAAGGUGGUUUGGGAUAAACUCCAAUUUCACAUUAUUUAUUGUGGUGGUAGUGGCAUUGGAAAAGCUGUUUGCUCUGUUCUUGCUAGAGAAGGGGCCAGAGUGGCUGUAACAGACAUAAACAAGUCAAGUGCUCAAGAAACAGUUCUAUCUUUACCAAAUUCUUCUCUGCAUGAAGCCUUUGAAAUAAAUGUAUCAUCAUCUACAGAAGUAACAAAUCUGCUAGAGAAUAUAGAAAAGAGAUUUAAAUCUGUCCCCUGUAUUGCUGUACAUGCUGCUGGUAUUACCAGAGACAACUUUCUACUUAAAUUAGAUGAACAAAGUUUUGAUGAAGUUAUCAAUGUUAAUUUAAAAGGAACAUUUCUAAUAAAUCAAGCAGUUGGACGAGCUAUGCAAAAAGCCAGAAUAGAAAAUGGAUCUAUUGUGAAUAUAUCAAGUAUUGUUGGAAAGAAUGGAAAUGUUGCUCAGACGAACUAUGCUGCCUCUAAAGCAGGUGUCAUUGGGUUUACAAAAUCAGCUGCCAAAGAAUUAGCCAGAUAUAACAUUCGUGUCAAUGCCAUUCUACCUGGAUUUAUUGAAACACCUAUGACAGAGAAAGUACCAGAAAAUAUAAUGCAGAUGAUAACAGCUUUGAUUCCAUUAAAAAGAACUGGACAACCUCAAGAAAUAGCUGAAGUCUGUGCUUUCUUGGUAUCACCAAAAAGUAGUUAUAUCACUGGCGAAGCAAUUGAAGUCACUGGAGGAUUAAACUUUUAAAUCUUGAUGACAAUAUCAGGGCAUACUAAACAGUUUAGUCAAAAGUAUGCUGUGUCUGUGUUUUGGAUGUAAAAAGACUAUCUACAUAUGUUUUGCUAAGGUUUUAAUGUAUUUAAAAAAUUAAAUUAUAUUUUUUUUUCUACUUACGAUAAGAAUUGCCUUUAUUUUAAGAAAAUGCUAUUAGUCCUAUCUUAGUUUUUAUUGAAAAUAACAUACUGGUAUGUGAUAUAUUUUAAUAUAAUGCAAGUUAUGUGUAUUGUAAGUGUUUUAGAAAAAUAAAAAAAAGUAUGUUCUAAAUUUCCAACUUCAAAGAAAAUACUUCAACUAUUACUUGACAUUCUUGUAAUACAUUAAACUGUGAUCUGAAGUACUCUUCUCACUACUAUCUGUUAUACAGGUUUAGGUCUAGUUAAUGCUACACACCAAGCUCUGUUAUACAGGUUUAUGUCUAGUUAAUGCUACACACCAAGCUCUGUUAUACAGGUUUAGGUCUAGUUAAUGCUACACACCAAGCUCUGUUAUACAGGUUUAGGUCUAGUUAAUACUACACACCAAGCUCUGUUAUACAGGUUUAGGUCUAGUUAAUGCUACACACCAAGCUCUGUUAUACAGGUUUAGGUCUAGUUAAUACUACACACCAAGCUCUGUUAUACAGGUUUAGGUCUAGUUAAUGCUACACACCAAGCUCUGUUAUUCAGGCUUAGGUCUAGUUAAUGCUACACACCAAGCUCUGUUAUACAGAUUUAGGUCUAGUUAUUACUACACACCUAGCUCGUCAGAAUAAGCUGUACUUUUUUUGCUUGGUUUUACAUGAAGGUAUUUGUUACUUGAAAUUAAAAUCAUUAAAAUCUAAAGGAUGUUUGAAAAGCUUUUAAAAUGUACAUAAAUAAGGUUACAAACAGUUUGUGUUGAAACACAAACUGAAAAUCAGCCCCCGAAGUGGUCCACCCAGGCAGGUAAAAAGGCAGAAUGAAAUUCUAUCUAAGAUAAUUGACAGAAAAUAAUGGAGAAAAAAAGGUUCACAGAUCUUGUGUGGUGCCCCAGCGGUCCAGCAGACCAAAGGAUAGAUGAAAGUGAAUGUGAAUUUAGAUGUGAACCUGGCCUAACUGAUGUCUUAUAAUGUAUAUCUAAUUGAUCUAAUUGUUUUGUUAAGGGCCAAUCUUAUUUUUCCUCAAGAAUAAAACAUUUCCGUUGAAAAAAAAA